Molecule: messenger RNA, 5105 nt
Organism: Mustela erminea (ermine)
Lineage: Eukaryota; Metazoa; Chordata; Mammalia; Carnivora; Mustelidae
Gene: KANK1
Product: KN motif and ankyrin repeat domains 1
Exons: 13
Coding region: 487-4545 (1352 amino acids)
Biological process (GO): negative regulation of actin filament polymerization
Cellular component (GO): cytoskeleton; cytoplasm
Molecular function (GO): protein binding
Source: RefSeq, a predicted model, not a curated record
UUCCCGGAGGUGUCCCGAGCCGCCUGGGGAGCCCUCCCGCCCGGCCUCGGGGCGCCGCCACGGUCGUUUCCCGCGCCGUGGCCGAAGCUCGCCCGCCUCCCCGGACUCGGUGGCCCCUGCGGCGGCGGCAGGGCCCGGAGCGCCGCAGUCCGUUUCGGGGUUUAAUUCUGGCGCUCGCACGCGGGGCCGGCUCCGCCCUCUCCGCCCCGCCCCCUCCGCCGAGGUCCGGGAGCCGCGGCCGGGCGGGCGCCGCAGGUUGGGGAGCGCGCCCGGAGAAUGUUCGUCGCCCGGCUGGACGGCCUGAUGAACAGCUGAAUUGCCUCUGUCUUCGGACCACACGGGGGAGAGCGUCCAUGGGGCCGGGACACUGAUCACAGUCAUCUUCUGGCCUGACCUGGCUGAGGGUGAACGCAUUGGGGAACUUGGUGCAUAAGAUUUGCAUGACUCCUCACUCCUUUCCGGACCUGUCCCUGGAUCCCAGCCAGCAUGGCUCACACCACAAAGGUUAACGGCUGUGCCUCAGGGAAAGCAGAGGGUGUUCUGAAUGGAAAUCAUGACAAGGAACAAAAAGAUCCUUAUUUUGUGGAGACCCCCUACGGUUAUCAGCUAGACUUAGAUUUUCUCAAGUACGUGGAUGACAUACAAAAAGGAAACACCAUCAAGAAACUGAACAUCCAGAAGAGGCGGAAGCCAUCUGUGCCAUGCCCCGACAGCAGGACCGCGCCGGGCCAGCAGGGUGUGUGGACUUCCACGGAAUCCCUCUCCUCCUCCAACAGUGAUGACAACAAGCAGUGCCCCCCCUUCCUCCUCGCCAGAAGCCAAGUGACAUCGACACCAACCCCAAGGCCCCCUGCCCCUCUGGAGACCUCGCCCACUUUUCUGACCGUCCCAGAGAGUCGGCAGCUGCCUCCCCCCUCACCACAGCUCCCAAAGCACAACCUUCAUGUCACCAAGACCCUGAUGGAGACCCGGAGAAGACUGGAACAGGAGAGAGUCACCAUGCAGGUGGCACCUGGUGAGUUCCGCAGGCCCAGGCUGGCCAGUUUUGGAGGCCUGGGCUCCACGGGCUCACUGUCCUCCUUCCUGGGUUCUGGAAACCACAAUCCCACCGUGCACCCACUUCAGAACGGAUACCAAGGCAACGGGGACUACGGUGGCUAUGUCCCAGCUGCUGCCACCACAUCAUCCAUGGGGAGCUCCAUCCGCCACAGCCCCCUGAGCUCAGGGAUCUCCACUCCAGUGACCAAUGUGAGCCCCGUGCACCUGCAGCACAUCCGCGAGCAGAUGGCCAUCGCCCUGAAACGCCUGAAGGAGCUCGAGGAGCAGGUGCGAACUAUCCCUGUGCUCCAGGUCAAGAUCUCAGUCCUACAAGAGGAGAAGCGGCAGCUGGCCUCGCAGCUGAAAAACCAGAGAGCUCCAGCACAGAAUGACAUCGGUGGCGUGAGGCCACGGUCCUACAGUGCUGGGAACGCGUCCCAGCUGGAGGAGCUGUCCCGGGCCCGGCGGGGUGGCGGGGAGCUGUACAUAGACGACGAGGAGGAGAUGGCGAGCGUGGAGCAGAGCGCGCACAGCAUCCGGGAGUUCCGGCAGCUCGCGGCGGACAUGCGCGCCCUGGAGCAGAAGAUCCGUGACAGCGGCGGCGAGGCGUCCCCGGGGCCCCAGGAGGGCAGCGGGUACCGCUCCGUGGCCGUGGGAGGUGACGAGCGCAUGGACCACGUGGUCGUGUACCGCAGGGGUCCCGGGACCUGUCGGGAUGCCGCUGUGGGGACGGUCGCGGAGACGAGGAGCUGCGGGGUCGGCGUGACAGAGGCCAUGCUGGGGGUGACCACGGAGGCCGACAAAGAAAUUGAGCUGCAGCAGCAGACCAUAGAGGCCCUGAAGGAGAAGAUCUACCGCCUGGAAGUCCAGCUCAGAGAAACCACCCAUGACCGCGAGAUGACGAAACUCAAGCAGGAGCUGCAGGCCGCCGGCUCGAGGAAGAAGGUGGACAAGGCGGUGAUGGCCCAGCCGCUUGUGUGCAGCACGAUGGUGGAGGCCGUGGUGCCCACGAGGGACCAGAUGGCUGGCCGGCACGUGGAUGUGGCCGACGCGGGCGUCGGGACCUCCGUGCAGACGUGGAGCGUGGCGGUCUCCUGCCAGCCCGCUUGUGAGACCAGAGCCACGGGGCCGGAGCUGCCCAUGCAUCGGUGGGUCGUCAAGGAACGGGUGGAGACGCGGGACCAGGGUGCCGGGAGGUCGGUGGAGAUGAGCGACCAGAGCGUGGGGGUGGAGAUCAGCGUCUGCGAGACAGGCAGCAACACGGAGGAGUCUGUGAACGACCUCUCGCUCCUCAAGACCAACCUGCAUCUCAAGGAGGUGCGAUCGAUCGGCUGCGGAGAUUGCUCCAUUGACGUGACUGUCUGCCCCCCGAAGGAGUGCACGUCCCGGGGCUUGAGCACAGAAACUGUGCCCCAGGUGGAGGCCGCUGUCAUGGCGGUGCCUGCGACCACAAGCCGGCACACCAGUACGGUCUGGGAGCAGGUGGACCAGUCCACCAACACCGAGAUGGCCACCCUUGUGGACUCCUGCACCAACACCUCCCUCAGCACUUUGGACAAGCAGACCAGCACUCAGACCGUGGAGACACGGACUGUGGCCAUCGGAGAAGGCCGUGUUAAGGAUGUCAACUCCUCUGCCAAGAUGCGGUCCAUUGGAGUGGGAACGGUGCUCUCCGGCAGCUCCGAGUUUGACAGGCCGUCGGCUGUGAAGACCAAAGAGUCAGGCGUGGGGCAGAUAAAUAUUCAGGACAACUACCUGGUUGGUCUCAAGAUGAGGACCAUAGCUUGUGGUCCUCCCCAGUUGACGCUGGGGCUGGCAGCCAGCAGGAGGAGUGUAGGUGUUGGCGAUGAGCCUGUUGGAGAGUCUGCAGAGGACCCCCAGCCCCAGGCUCCUUCCGGAACGAUGAACGGCUUGGAUCACUACAUCGAGCGCGUCCAGAAGUUGCUGGCGGAGCAGCAGAAGCUGCUGGCUGAGAACUACAGUGAGCUGGCGGAAGCUUUUGGGGAGCCGCACUCCCAGAUGGGCUCUCUGAACUCGCAGCUCAUCAGCGCGCUGUCCUCCAUCAACUCCGUCAUGAAGUCGGCAAGCGCGGAGGAGCUGAGGAGCUCGGAGCUGCCAAAAAUGAGUCGGGGUCAAGUCACAGGCAGUAGUCUGGAGUACACCUGUAAGUGCGGGGGCCUUCAGGCAGGAGCUCCGUUCCACACCCAGACCUCCCAGCACGAGCAAGCAGUGGGCACCAUGGAAGGGAGACCCCUCGGCGGCCAGGACGCCUUCCCCCCUCAGGAAAGCACGCUGUGCCCGGUGAACCUGACGGACGACCAGAUAGCCGCCGGUCUCUAUGUGUGUACAAACAGUGAAAGCACACUGAAGUCUAUCAUGAAGAAGAAGGACAGCAACAAAGAUUCCAAUGGAGCCAAGAAGAAUCUUCAGUUUGUUGGCAUUAACGGAGGGUAUGAAACAACUUCAAGUGAUGAUUCCAGCUCGGAUGAAAGCUCUUCCUCCGAGUCAGAUGACGAGUGUGAUGUCAGUGAGUACCCUCCUGAAGACGAGGAGGAGGAAGAGGAGGAUGAAGACACUCGGGGAAUGGCGGAAGGGCACCAUGCCGUUAAUGUUGAAGGUUUCAAGUCCGCCAGGGUGGAAGAUGAGAUGCAGGUUCCAGAAUGUGAACCUGAGAAGGUGGAAAUCAGAGAGAGGUAUGAAUUAAGCGAAAAGAUGUUGUCUGCCUGCAACUUGCUGAAAAAUAAUAUAAAUGACCCCAAAGCUUUGACCAGCAAGGAUAUGCGGUUCUGUCUGAACACCCUGCAGCACGAGUGGUUCCGCGUGUCCAGUCAGAAGUCCGCCAGCCCGGCCAUGGUGGGCGACUACCUCGCGGCCUUCCAGGCCGUGUCCCCGGACGUGCUGCGCCACGUCAUCAACAUGGCGGACGGCAACGGCAACACGGCGCUGCACUACAGCGUGUCGCACUCCAACUUCGAGAUCGUCAAGCUGCUCCUGGACGCCGACGUGUGUAACGUGGAUCACCAGAACAAGGCGGGCUACACGCCCAUCAUGUUGGCAGCCCUGGCCGCCGUGGAAGCCGAGAAGGACAUGCGUGUCGUAGAAGAACUUUUUGGCUGCGGGGAUGUGAAUGCCAAAGCCAGCCAGGCGGGACAGACAGCGCUCAUGCUGGCGGUCAGCCACGGGCGGAUCGACAUGGUGAAGGGCCUGCUGGCCUGCGGGGCUGACGUCAACAUCCAGGACGACGAGGGCUCCACGGCGCUCAUGUGCGCCAGCGAGCACGGGCACGUGGAGAUCGUCAAGCUGCUGCUGGCCCAGCCAGGCUGCAAUGGCCACCUGGAGGACAACGAUGGCAGCACCGCACUCUCCAUAGCCCUGGAGGCCGGACACAAGGACAUUGCAGUUCUUCUGUACGCCCAUGUCAACUUCGCCAAGGCCCAGUCUCCGGGCACCCCUAGGCUGGGAAGGAAGACAUCUCCUGGUCCCACGCACCGAAGUUCAUUUGACUGAUUCUCUGCAAAAAGCCGUCCAUUUCCAUGCCUCCGUCGAGCUGCUACCUGUUCCUGUUGGGCUGACAGCUACUGAAUGUAUGCGCAUUGUGCCUGAGCCCCCAGCAGUGGAAGCUGAGCCAGCAGGAGCUGGCCAUUGGGCACACGCCGUCUCCCUCCGGCCCUCUUCCCGCAGCGUCGGGCUGCUUAUCCUGGCUCUGUUGCUGUCGGGUCUCUGCUCCGUUAUGUACAGCCGUGCGAUAUGGUAACCUGACCUGAGCGGGCAGCGUCCGUUCCUUCUCUCCCCGCCUUGCCCCUGCCAGGGAGCAUCAGCUUCUCACCAGCUUGGCGUUUUUAAAAUGUUCCACGAGUAUUUAUAUUGACUUAAUGCAGAGCCAUGGGAAAGCUCUCUGAAAAUUCCAUUCCAGAAAGGUCGUGCUGAUUUGUGUGUGUGUGUUUACUCUUGUAAAGUGAGGCGGUUGAGAUGACUGAUCGUCACCAGAACCUUGGGCCUGGUCUGGUGGGUUUCUUGUUUAAAAAUCAAAAACAGAACUCUUGAAAAGUAAAACAUUUAUGAAAGGA